Messenger RNA from Pararge aegeria (speckled wood butterfly), 1299 nucleotides. RefSeq names its product protein spaetzle-like. Bases 179 to 826 code for a protein of 215 amino acids. Gene Ontology annotation, molecular function: growth factor activity; Toll binding. Gene Ontology annotation, biological process: innate immune response; central nervous system formation; regulation of Toll signaling pathway. The transcript is spliced from 6 exons. The record is from RefSeq and is a predicted model, not a curated record. NCBI's taxonomy places the organism in Eukaryota, Metazoa, Arthropoda, Insecta, Lepidoptera, Nymphalidae. Gene Ontology annotation, cellular component: extracellular region.
UCUGGCAAGAACGCAUUCUUAAAUCGGUCGAACUGUAAUAAACUGUUAUUAAUUCAUUUCUUAACAAUUAUGCAGGUAAUUCGUAAGAGGAAAAUAAUGUUUGGCACUUUACUAUAUAACUAGUGAGAAUAUAUUUUUAAGGCAUCACUUGCAGUUCGUUUCUUUGCACAGCGGCACCAUGGCGGGAAAAUUUAAUUAUUUAACUUUACAGAGUAAAUGUGUUGUGAUUGUUAUAGCGUUCACAUCCCAAUUCGCAAGUGUAAAUUCAAGAUAUUAUGUCCCUACGGAGGAUGAGCCGAAAGCCCUUUUGUCCUGGAACGCCGACAAAUUUCCAGUCGGCGCACCGAUAAUUCCCGAUGCUUGCAAAGAAGCUGUUUUAUGUGAAUAUGUUAUAAACCAUCCAACGGAACUCGUGACCAUGAUUUUUAACAAGCUUAGUUUGAAAAACAUCACCAAGUUCACAAAUGAGGAUAUAGAUGAAAUCGAAUAUGACAAUGAUCUCGGGGAAAUUCAAGAUUUGUGCGAGUCAAAAAAAGAGAAGAUUAUCUUUCCCCGAGCCGCCAAAGACCAAGAUAACAAUUGGCAAUUCAUCUUGAAUAUGGAGGGACGAAAAUUUCAAAGCUUCCGAGUGCAUGAGUGUCUAAACGGUCACGAAGUUUCUUGCUCCCAAACUUUUUUCGUUAAAAAUACUAUGAGUUACAGUUUGGAGUGCGAGGAAGAAUUCGCCAAAAGGAAAAUGGUUUACUUGAAUCUAGAGAAGAGGGUAGUUGAAACAAGCUAUUUUGAAGUGCCAAGCUGUUGUUCAUGCUUUUUGAAACCGAGGUGAACGAGCUAUCGCGAGAUUGAACUUAUUAUGAAACUAUUUAGAAUAAAUACAAGAAUCUUGAAUAUAAAAAAAAAAGAUUUAGUGGUUAAAUGAGCAUACAUUAAAAGUCAAUCGAUUUAAAUCCUACGCUGCAUGUUCCAGAGAGAAGACCCAACUGCAGAACUUUUGUAGGUGUAUGUAAAUCGGUCCGCUGAGUUGUAAGCCCGCGGAUAGCCACUAAUUAGCUAUGCUAAUCAACUCAUUCAGUUAAGCUUUCUUACGAGACUGUUAUUGACCAUGGUUAAGAGGCAUUAGUCAUCAGUGGCAACACGCGCUACUUUUGACUGUCGUACAUAGAUCACAGUAGCAGUAUUAUUCUAAAAUGACUUUUUGAAACCGAGGUAGACGAGCUAACGCGAGAUUUAACUAUGUAACUAUAUGAAGUAAUUACCGAAAAUCUUAAACAUUAAGUAAAAGAUUUAUUAAUUAAUUUA